GUCUUUAUAGCGAAUUCGGCUUGGCCAUACCGUUGACGUAGCUGCCGACAGCCGUCUGCGAAUCGAUGCCAGAUCAUCAGAUCACAAUGAGGGGUUUACAAGCUAGCGAUUAAUCAUUGCGCCGCUAUUCCCGGAUGCAUAACUCUGUGUACCGUAGUAGUCCGGAGCAAAGCGCGUAUAUAUAAACGCAGCGCGACCUUGUCGGGUAGCAGAGUAAGCUAGGACUACUCACAAAAAGAAACCACAAUUUGCACCAUGGCUCCCGCUCUUGUUGAAGUGCCGCUCCCCGAGGCUACCAACUACGCCAAGUCUGGAACUGGCGCAUACAAGGAUGCGUUUGCAGCUGGGCCGAAACACUUCAAGGCAGAUGCUGAAUUGAAGGGAACCGAGAAACACCCUCCGGCCAAAUACCCCAAUUACUUGCCGACGUGGACCGACAAGAAGUACCCCCCUCUUGAGCCUUUCGAGCAUUACGAGCAUGGCAAGGAUGCAGACUCGAGCUUCUCAAACCUUCUCAAAGAUGCUACCAAGGUGGACGAUCUCACAGCGAACAUUGGCGCUGAAGUUCACGGCGUGCAAUUAAGCAAGCUCACAGACGCCGGCAAGGAUGAGCUAGCACUGUUUGUGGCUCAGAAGAAGGUCGUGGCUUUUCGUGAUCAGGACUUCGCAGACCUUCCCAUCAGUGACGCUCUGAAGAUUGGAGGUUAUUUCGGACGUCACCACAUCCACCCGACCUCUGGUGGUCCGGAGGGUCAUCCCGAAGUACACUUGGUUCACCGUAGUGCGGACGACACCACCUCCCGGGACUUCUUUGAAGAGCGCACGAACUCAGUUACAUGGCACUCCGACGUCACGUACGAGAAGCAGCCGCCGGGAACCACCUUCCUCUAUCUCUUGGACGGACCGGCCGCAGGUGGAGACACACUUUUUGCCAAUCAGGCGUUGGCAUACCGUCGGCUUUCGCCCGAGUUCCAAAAGAGGCUCCAUGGCUUGAAGGUCGUUCACUCCGCUGUUGAGCAGGCUGAUAACAGCAGAAACCGCGGAGGCAUCGUUCGCCGAGAGCCUGUCACAUCCAUCCACCCUCUCGUGCGCACACACCCCACGACCGGCGAGAAGGCGCUCUUCAUCAACCCGCAAUUCUCCCGCCGCAUCGUCGGAUACAAGAAGGAGGAGAGUGACUAUCUCCUAAACUUCCUGUACGACCAUCUCGCGAAGGGCCAGGACUUUCAGGCUCGUGUAAAGUGGGCUCCAGGCACAGUCGUGGUAUGGGACAACCGAGUCACAGCACAUUCUGCUCUUCUGGACUGGGAAGAUGGAGCGCGGAGGCAUCUUGCUCGGAUUACCCCGCAGGCUGAGGCUCCUUACGAGACUCCUUUCGAGGGCUAGAGUAAUCUAGAAUGUAAUGAACGC
Molecule: messenger RNA, 1410 nt
Organism: Paraphaeosphaeria sporulosa
Lineage: Eukaryota; Fungi; Ascomycota; Dothideomycetes; Pleosporales; Didymosphaeriaceae
Product: TauD-domain-containing protein
Exons: 5
Coding region: 256-1386 (376 amino acids)
Cellular component (GO): cytoplasm
Molecular function (GO): 2-oxoglutarate-dependent dioxygenase activity
Source: RefSeq, a predicted model, not a curated record